CGUUCCCACCUAAACCCUACGAUCUUAUAUCAUUCCGUCUUCUACCGAUUAAAAAACUCAGAAACCCCCUGGAAUCUCUCGAUUCAACUCCGAGAGAGAAAAAGAAUUCGAGAGAAAUGAUGAAGCGUCUGGUCCCAACGUUCAACCGCAUCCUGGUGCAGAGAGUCAUCCAGCCUGCAAAAACCGAAAGCGGCAUCCUCCUCCCAGAGAAAGCCUCCAAGCUGAACUCCGGCAAGGUGAUAGCCGUGGGGCCCGGUUCGAGAGAUAAGGACGGGAAAUUGAUUCCGGUCUCGGUUAAGGAAGGCGACACUGUUCUUCUCCCAGAGUACGGCGGUACUCAGGUCAAGCUCGGCGAGAAGGAGUACCAUCUCUUCCGGGAUGAGGAUGUCUUGGGAACCUUGCACGAGGAUUGACAAGGCUUAGCGAGUGUUCUUGUUGGCUUUUUUUUUUUGUGUGAAGGGAUGAAAAACAAGUCAUUUCAUUUAUAAGUAAAGUUUAUCCUUGAAGAUGUGGUUGGACGUUGUCGUUUAUUUAAUUGAAAUUUUACCUUAA
Messenger RNA from Brassica napus (rape), 552 nucleotides. RefSeq names its product 10 kDa chaperonin-like. Gene Ontology annotation, cellular component: mitochondrial matrix. Gene Ontology annotation, molecular function: metal ion binding; ATP binding; protein-folding chaperone binding. The coding region runs from base 117 to 413 and encodes 98 amino acids. The transcript has 3 exons. The record is from RefSeq and is a predicted model, not a curated record. NCBI's taxonomy places the organism in Eukaryota, Viridiplantae, Streptophyta, Magnoliopsida, Brassicales, Brassicaceae.